AUGCGGUUCCAUUCGUGUCCUCCGCUCGCCGCCAGCACUGGCCUCCAUGUGUUGUCCCAUGCUAAUGUUCUCGUUCUCUCGCUAAUGUUCUCGGUUCUAUCGUCUCCUCACCCUGCCGCUUGCAUGAUCCUUAACUGCCGUCGCUACGUCCGUUCCCCCUCACCCGCCUCCCUCCCCACGUCCCCCCCGGUUUUGGCGCUGUGUGUGCGCAUGGCAUGCGUGGGCGCGUGUGUACGGCACGCGUGGACGCUGGUGCUGAAGGUGGCGAAGCGCUUACCGCAGCAUCUAGUAGCGGGGUUCUACACCGUUGAGGCGAAGGCGGAGGGCACGGGGGAACGACUCGGGCUGGAUGUUAUCACUUUCGCGGGCGAGCGCGCGCCUCUCUGCAGAUUACGAAGAGGCUGCGGACCCAAGAUCGGCAAGUACUACGUGGCGAUAGAUGAGUUUGAGCGGGUAGUGCUGCCGCACCUCAUGCCAUCGGACACCACACGACUUCACAUCGUGGAUGAGAUCGGGCGCAUGGAGCUAUGCAGCGACAAGUUCAGAGACGCUGUGCUCAACCUGCUCGCCUCUCCCGUUGCCGUGUUUGGUGCGCUGCCCGCCCCUCGUUAUGGUCACACGUUGGAGCUAGUAGAGGAAAUCAAGCAGCGCGCCGACACAGCCGUGCUCACACUCACCAAGGCAAACAGGGAUGCCACAGCGGUGCAGAUAGAGGAGCUUCUCACUCGGUUGAUUCAGGAGGGAGAAAAAGGGGGGGGGGGGGUUGUUGGGGAAGAGGGGGAGGGGAACGGGGGAGUGGGCGGAGUGGGGGGAUUGGGGGGAGACGCUGGGGGGAAUGAGGGCGAGGGGGAGAGCAAUAUUGGGGUGGGUGGGGGGAGUUCGGGAUACGGAGGGGUGAGAGGAGCAGGAACUGGUGUGGCGAAUGCCGUUCCGGCAGCAGCAGCAGGUUUGGGGACCGGAGCAACAGGUCCGGCGUUGAUAAGCGGAGGUUCGGGAGCGGGGAUGAAUCAUGUGCUGGCCGCGGUGCAAGCUCAUGUGGCUAAUGCGGACCUCUUUGAUGGCUCUCAUACUGUUCAUGGGUAG
Messenger RNA from Closterium sp. Naga37s-1, 1083 nucleotides. NCBI's taxonomy places the organism in Eukaryota, Viridiplantae, Streptophyta, Zygnematophyceae, Desmidiales, Closteriaceae. The record is from the annotation of a GenBank genome assembly.